Leptomonas pyrrhocoris is the source of this 1165-nucleotide messenger RNA. RefSeq lists its product as hypothetical. The record is from RefSeq and is a predicted model, not a curated record. The coding region runs from base 197 to 1165 and encodes 322 amino acids. The transcript has a single exon. NCBI's taxonomy places the organism in Eukaryota, Euglenozoa, Kinetoplastea, Trypanosomatida, Trypanosomatidae.
AGCGGCGCUACAAAGCCUUUCCUUUCCCAUGCUGACUACUUAAAGAAGGGUAGCUGCUGCCCCGACCUUUCCACGGUAUUCGUUUCUCUCACAACUCACUUUUGAUGUGGUGUGCUUGCAGUUGUUGACGUAUCGUUCGUCUCCUUCUUCCAUCCGCUUUCCUGCUUUUCUUGGAUCAUCUCGCUCGUUGCACGCGAUGAGAGGCAGCAGCGACUCCAUCAACAAGGAGCUCGCCCACUCGCUCUACCGCAGAAUGUUGAAGCUGGUCGCCGCAGCCGAGCACCCGCACACCCAACGCAUUGGGCACACACGCUGGGCGGAGUUCGUGCCACCGCGUGUGUGCAUCACGCAGGCGGACUCGCUGCGCGACGUCGUGCGGCGCUCCUUCGAGGCGGCGUACUCGACGACGUCCGUCCCAAGCGCCUUUGCGUUUCUCAAAGAGGCGCUCGAGUCCCUCUUCUCGGUGUGGGUGCUGGCAGAAUGGGAGCGGCUGGGAAAGAAGCGGCAGUGGGACCUCUGCGACGGGUUAGUCCUCAUGAGUGCGGCGCUCUACGGUGCACGCGUUGGAUGCGACACGCAGCCGGCUCUCCAGAAUUGUAUGAAAGACUAUCAGCUGUGCCUGCGCGCGUAUGUGCAAAACAUGGCAGACAUGGUGCGGCGGAAAAUCGACGUGCACGGCCUCGUGGUGGGAAGGGUUGAGGACUUGACGAGGUUUGUGUAUCUCGUGCGGGAGGAGAGCACGCUGCAGCGCCGCGACGCCACACCAGAGGACUUCAGCGUCGUCUCCCUCCUGCAGCACAACUGCGCAUCCGAGUACGUCCUCAACAUUGUCCUGCUCCUCGUGCUGCGCGCCGUCAAUGUGAACAGCACGGUGGUGGGCAGCGACUUGGCGUUUCGGUGGCUGCGUGUGAUGCCGCGGAACGGCGCGUCACCGCUUUUUGCCUCGUGGAGUUAUGGGGCGAUGCGGCGGAAAGAUGUGGAGCGGCACAUCCGCACGGCCGACACGCAGUGGUACCGCGCCGUCCCGUGGGACGCGCUGCAGUGCAAGAGCGUCAUUUGCACGCUGCUGCGGCGCCAACUUGAGUGCCUCCCCGACUCACCGGAUCCCCCUACGCAGCGGAUGAGGAGCACCUGCAAGGAGCAGGUUCUGUUUCUUCUCUCUUGA